Pisolithus orientalis is the source of this 914-nucleotide messenger RNA. RefSeq lists its product as uncharacterized. The transcript has 4 exons. The record is from RefSeq and is a predicted model, not a curated record. Lineage: Eukaryota; Fungi; Basidiomycota; Agaricomycetes; Boletales; Pisolithaceae. The coding region runs from base 449 to 706 and encodes 85 amino acids.
CUAUCUUUUGGUAAAUCCUGAUGCAUGGCGUACACCGCCGAGACAACGUGCCCGCCACGAUGCUACAGUUAGAUAAUUUUCACCCUCUAUCAUGGCACCCGGGGAUGCUAAACAUUUAAAUUUUGCGUGUGGCGCAACCUCAUGGUGAAUCGCAUUCCAUUAAAGGGGUAGUUGGUGGGAUUCUUUCAGCGGCCAUUUAGACGGCAUGUUCGAUGUGUGAAGAUUGGUCGACGCCAGGAUUACCCGUUGAAUGAAAGAGGCGUUGAGUGACUUCGCUUCCCCCAGUCCCUGAAUAGAGUGACAUAGGAAAUGCGAUAUCCACGCUUGCACGUUUGUGAUAUCCGCCGAACACACUUAAGAGCCAGUGGUCCAGUCAUGCAGCAUUAUAGACCCGAAACAAAAUCCGCCAUACCCUCAGAGGCUAGCAGAUACCGCGUCAGCCUAAAAAAUGUGUCACAACGUCAUCGAUGGUCGAUACCACACUGUGUGUGGUCACUUCAUCGGCAUGCACUCGGAAGUACACGAUUGUUUACGACCCAACUGUCUGUUCAGUAGAAGACACUUGCAUUCUGUAGGAUCGUGCAAGUCACAAUCGUGUAUCAGGCUGAUGGCAUUGCCUGUAAAAAAUCCCAUUCGGAUCAGCCCUACGAACUGUUGUGAUUGUAUAGUCAUCGAGAGAGCUGGAGCAGCGGCUGCGCGGUCGUGAGACAGUUCAAACUUCAAAAGCGUUGGCACUGGCUUGCCGACUGGGACUUCGAGUAACCUAACUACAUCUUAUAAUAGUUGUACUGGCGUAUAAUGGCUUUUGGGAUUUGGGAUGGAUGGGAAUACUAAUAGCUUGGGUAUAAACAAAAGUAAAUUACCUUGCACUGAUAUGUAUCUAUGAUUGGCACGUAUACUUGAUGCAAUGUUCC